Micromonas pusilla CCMP1545 is the source of this 1167-nucleotide messenger RNA. Its product is annotated as GHMP kinase. The record is from RefSeq and is a predicted model, not a curated record. Gene Ontology annotation, molecular function: ATP binding. The coding region runs from base 1 to 1167 and encodes 388 amino acids. NCBI's taxonomy places the organism in Eukaryota, Viridiplantae, Chlorophyta, Mamiellophyceae, Mamiellales, Mamiellaceae. The transcript has 3 exons.
AUGGCCUCCGAGACCGGGGACAUCGGCGUCAUCACGCGCAGAGCCUACGCGCGCGUCGGCCUCCUCGGGAACCCCUCGGACGGGUACGGCGGCAAGUGCGUCUCGCUCGCGAUCGAGAACUACCACGCGGAGGUGAGGCUGACGCCGAACCAGCAGCCGUUCAGCCCGCGAAUAUGCAUCGAACCGGGGCCGCACGACGUGAGCAACUUCGACUGCCUCAAAUCGCUCGCGACGCGCACGAAGGCGCACGGGUACUACGGCGGCGUGCGGCUGCUGCGCGCGCUGUGUUACAAGUUCCACGAGCACUGCGACGCGAACGGACUGACGCUUCACGGGCGCGGGUUCACGCUGGAUUACAAAACCAACAUCCCCAAGCAGACGGGCAUGAGCGGCAGCUCCGCGCUCAUCGUCGCCGCGCUCAACUGCCUCACGACGCACUACGACGUCGACAUACCGCUGGACGACAGACCUACGCUCGCGCUGUCCGCGGAGAGAGACUUGGGGAUCACCGCGGGGUUGCAGGACCGCGUCGCGCAGGUGUACGAGGGCGUCGUGUACAUGGACUUCGCCGAAGAGGCGCGUUCUAUACGCUGGUCCCCAUACGACCGCGCGCGCGUCGGGCGAGGAACGUACGAACGCCUCGACGCCGCGGCGCUGCCGCCGUUAUACCUCGUGUGGUGCGACAACCCGAGCGACAGCGGGAAGGUGCACUCGGACGUUCGAAGGCGGUGGGACGAGGGCGACGCGCUCGUGCGAGAGACGAUGCGCGAGGUCGCGGGGUACGCGGAGACGGGCGCGGACGCGUUGAGGCGCGGCGUCGACGUCGUCGAGACGCUCGGCGCGCUGAUGGACGCCAACUUUGGCGCGUCCUCCCGCGCCGACGCGCGACGGAAAAUGUUCGGCGACGCCGCGCUCGGCGCCGUCAACGUCGACAUGAUCGAGACCGCGCGCGGGGUGGGCGCGCGCGCGAAGUUCACCGGCUCCGGCGGCGCGAUCGUGGCGAUGUGCCCGGACGGGGAGGAGCAAGCGGAGCGGCUGAAGUCGGCGUGCGCGGGGAAGGGGUACGUCGUCGAGAGAGUCGUCGUCCGCGAGCCGCGCGCGCGGAGCGCGCGAGCGCGCGAGUCGUUCGAGAGAGCGCGCGAGUCAUUUAGGGUAGGUAACGUUUAG